This is a messenger RNA of Cryptomeria japonica (Japanese cedar), 2100 nucleotides long. RefSeq lists its product as uncharacterized. The transcript has 5 exons. The record is from RefSeq and is a predicted model, not a curated record. Lineage: Eukaryota; Viridiplantae; Streptophyta; Pinopsida; Cupressales; Cupressaceae. The coding region runs from base 204 to 1793 and encodes 529 amino acids.
CCUCACCUCGAUCUCGAUGGGAUGGGAAAAGGAAACAUACAUUUCCAUUCAAAGCAUUGUAUUCUAUUCUUGCCCUUUUGCAUUUUCUAUUUUCACCUUCUAUUCGAUAAUCUUGAUGGACGUUCGGAUUUGAGUCAACUGAAUACGAUCACUGGUCGGAAGGUGCAAUCUCUGAGACGCAGGCAGGGAACACUGUAAUUUAGAUGAAUGGACAUUGUGAGCGUAAAAUGCAGGCAAAAUCUCUUUCACAAGUGUUGCAGGAGAAGCAGGAGGAGGCUUUGGUGGUUUCGAAAGGCAAAAUGAAGAGAGGCAGAGGGUACAGAUUAUCAGGGCAAGGGUAUGAGUUGAGCUCCUCAUCAUCGAGCGCAACAACUCUCAGGGAAGCGGCCGCCAGGAUUUUGGAGCCCAGAUUGCAUUCCUGUACAACCGUUCGUUACCUUGUUCAUUUGGAUCGUAUGGCUAAUUUUAAAAAUAGUAAACGCUUGAGAAAAUCACAUGCGUAUGUGGACGAGGAGUUGAGUGGUAAGAACAACACCUCCGCCUCCAAUGCUGCAGAGCUCCUACUCAACGCACUCGGAUUGUCUAGGUUUUUUGUCUUCAACAACAAGAACAGGGGAGCAACAGGGCAGAGGAAGAAUAAAUAUAAUCUACUCAAGUCUAUUUUGACAAGGGUAGCCCCGUCUAAGGAGUGUAUCAAAGAUGCAUCAUCUGCUUCAGAGUUGGGAUUCUCAAAUGCCCCGAGGCCUUGGCCGGAAGUGCAAGGAAGUGAGGAAGCUAGACUUAGAAUAUAUGACAUUGUGAGGUGGAAUUCGUUCCAAGAAUCAGAAUUUCUUGAUAUCUAUGAGAAUGCGGGCCAUUCAAGGACCAGCUUGGUGAGAGAAAAGGAAAGCCGUGGAGAUGUUAUUAGUAGUACCUGCUUUUCUUCAUUGGAAAGGAAGGUCAGUGGGACUGGGAAAGGAAAUGUAGAGGAUUUUUCCUUUAGCAGUAGCAGCAGUGAAUGGCUAGAAUCGAGCCUCGACAGUGACCGUGGAUCAAACUCUACUGGUCGAAGCAGCAGCUCUGAUUGUAGUGAGCUUAAAGGAAUUGAUCCCGAUCCUGAUCCUUGCAAUUUAGAGGAAUCCUAUUUUUCCUUGGAGAUCGAUCGAGCUGGUGAUUUUGAUCACAGUCCGAGAUCUGCAGUGAAUAUCAUCACAACAAAACCCCAAAUGUGUGAAGCUGUCUGUAAUCGGUAUGAAGGAUCUGUUACUUGCAUUCAAAAAGAUUAUAUGCGUGCUCCGUCGACUUCUAUUACGACUCCUCUGAAUUUCAUGCCGGAGAUAGAUGAAGUGACUUCAACUGAUGACGUUAAGUCGGACUCCACAGAUAUUGAGGAGAACAAAUGCGCUCCCUACAUGAAUAAAAGGGUUUCGGAGAGAGGUAGCAAGGUAAGCAAUGAGAAUUCAGAAGAGGAACAACAAAGUCCAAUUUCUGUCCUGGACUCACUCACAUACGGCUUAGAGUUUCAAGUUCAACAGAUAGGAGGAGCUAGAAAACAUGUGCUUAAGAAGAUAUGCGAAUAUGAGCAGCUGGCUCAAAUGAAUCCCGUUGUUUUGCAGUGUACUACGACUACAUGCCCAUUGGAAGAGGUAACAGUUGAUACAGACAAGCUUGUGGAGAUGGAGUUGAUGAGCGGAAGAGAAGAAUGGAAGUGGAAGAGGUUUACAGUAGAAAGGGAAGAAAUAGGGAUAAAAAUUGAAGUAGCAAUUUUCCGACUGCUGCUGGAGGACCUUCUACUCGAUCUUCUUGCAUUCUAGCAGUUGGAAAGCAAUAAAAAAGGGCAUCAUCUCGUGCCAUUCCAAGAGUAUUAUAAAUUUUUGAAUCAUUUCACUUCAAUUAGAGAUACAGAUAGUUAGUUAUAUCUACUUAUUUAACAGUUCAUCGCAAUGUAUCUUUAACGAAUAUUCUCAUGUUGCUUCAAUUUUUACAACAUGAAAAAGGCAGAGUAAUAUUAAUUUUGAAUCAUUUCAUUUGUAUUAGAAACAAAGACGGUAUAAUUUGUUCAGCAAUUCAUCAUAUUGUAUUUUUAUAAAAUAUACAUGAAUAUGACAUCAUUUCAAUUCA